This is a messenger RNA of Macadamia integrifolia, 1610 nucleotides long. RefSeq names its product putative lipoate-protein ligase A. The record is from RefSeq and is a predicted model, not a curated record. Lineage: Eukaryota; Viridiplantae; Streptophyta; Magnoliopsida; Proteales; Proteaceae. Gene Ontology annotation, cellular component: mitochondrion. Gene Ontology annotation, biological process: protein modification process. The transcript is spliced from 6 exons. Bases 504 to 1349 code for a protein of 281 amino acids.
CCCAAAUGCCGACCAUUCGCACCCCGUAAUGGCGUAAUCCAUUCGAAGGAGAAAACCCGGAAUCUCUGACUGCGCGCCCUCUCGUUCUUCGAUUUUCUUGUCUCUGUUCCCGGCGGUCGGCGAUCAAGUGCGAGCGUCGAAGGAGAAAACCCCAAAUCAUCCCCUUGCUCACUUCCUCUUCUCCUUUUCUCUUCCCAUCGAGGGCGAUUGCAGCGGCGGGAGGGCAUUUACAGCAGCCUUCUUCUUCUCCGUCUCCGUUCGGCUAUCGAGUGUCGGAGAAGAGCGAUUGUUCGUUUGUCUCCACGGCUACCGGUGGCUGAUAAAUCUUCUCCGAAUUCAUUCUGUUGGGAAAAGGCGGAGUGGUUGUUGUUGUUGGAUGGUAUCUUCCAGAACUAUAUCCCAAAUUCAGGAAACAAGAAGAAAGUAUUAACAGUUCAUGGGAAGUAGAUUCUGAUCCACAGGCAGGAAAAGGUUUCCCAAUAAAUUUUAGUGUUCACUAUUCAAUGGCUUUAACUGAAGCUAAAAAUGUUGUGGCUCCAUUGAUGAAUAUCGUUAAAUUUAAAGGAAUGUCUAUCUUACAGCAGCUUCAUUUGGAGGAGCGGUUGUUCAGGACCUCUUCCGAUAAUUGGUGCAUCAUAAAUGAUGGAACAAAUGCUCCUACUAUUGUCAUGGGAGUGAGCGGGAAACCAUCCGAACUUCUUGAUAUUAAACUUGUGUUGCAAGAUAAGGUUCCUGUGGUUAGAAGAUUUACUGGGGGUGGCACUGUUGUUGUUGAUCCUGGGACCAUAUUUGUGACUUUUAUAUGCAACAAGGAUGCUGUUCCUAGUGUAGAACUAUAUCCACGUCCCAUCAUGUCUUGGAGCGGUCUGAUCUAUGAAGAUGUGUUUCGAGGGAUUGCUGAUUUCCAUCUCCGUGAGAAUGAUUAUGUUUUUGGGGACCGCAAGUUCGGUGGAAACGCUCAAUCUAUAUCAAGAAGACGGUGGAUCCACCACACUUCCUUUUUAUGGGAUUACGAGGUCAGGAAUAUGGCUUACCUAAAAGUACCAAGACGGGCUCCUGAUUAUCGAUCGGCAAGGAGUCAUGUAGAAUUUGUUUGCCAUAUGAAAGACUAUAUGUCAACGUCAGAUUUCAUCGACAGAACUGUUAAGGCUGUUGGUACUCGUUUCUCGUUGACACCCAUGCAAUUGGAAGAAGGCAAUAUUCAUGGCAAGACAGCAUUUGACCAUUCUAGCAGGUUGCUGACAAAGGCAGAACUGGAGGCAGCUUUUGCAUCUCAGACAAACUUAUAUGGUGAAAGCACUGGAUUGAGUCAGGUACAGGUAGAUCUGAAACACGUACAAUCUAACUGAAGACAAUUCUGUUAAGAUAUCUUGAUCAUAGCCCUGAAAAUGGAAUUGCUACUCACCAUUAUCUUGUAAUAAAAUUAGCAAUCGGAAGGCUGUCUCCCUUUGCUGAGGGUAGAAAAAGGGGGGGGGGGGUGGUGUUUUAUGUUCAUUAUCAUUGCACAUGAACCCCCAACAAUUCUUUAAUCUGACCUGCGUAGGGUCUGGUUUGAGUUUCCAUGUGAACAUAUGAGUUCAAUCAUUAUUCUGGUUUGAUCCAUGGCAUUA